This is a messenger RNA of Erigeron canadensis, 2211 nucleotides long. RefSeq lists its product as uncharacterized. Gene Ontology annotation, biological process: DNA integration. Bases 1 to 2211 code for a protein of 736 amino acids. The transcript has a single exon. Gene Ontology annotation, molecular function: nucleic acid binding; zinc ion binding. NCBI's taxonomy places the organism in Eukaryota, Viridiplantae, Streptophyta, Magnoliopsida, Asterales, Asteraceae. The record is from RefSeq and is a predicted model, not a curated record.
AUGGAUAAUCAAGUUGAUGAUAGUGUUGUACCUCCUAACAUGGAUUUUGAAAAUGGUGUCAAUGUGUUUGGUACUCUUAUUAGCAGUCUUGAUUUUGGUGAUCCUUUGUAUUUGCAUGCUAGUGACACCUCUGGUUCUCCUUUGAUUAGCCUGAAGUUAAAAGGAACAGAAAAUUAUAAAAUAUGGGUUUGUGCUAUGGAACUUGCUUUGGAAACUAAAAACAAACUAGGAUUUAUCAAUGUAAAUUGUGAAAAACCUCUGGAUAACAAUGUGCUUGCUAAACAAUGGGAAAGAUGUAACUCUGUGGUGCUUUCUUGGAUUCUUGGUUCUUUGUCUGAUGAUGUAUAUCUGGGUCAAGUUUUUUCUAAGGAUGCUAUGUCUGUGUGGGAAGAACUUAAGGAAACAUAUGAUAAAGUUGAUGGGUCAAUAACUUUUAAUCUACAUCAUAGAAUUAACUCUUUAUGUCAAAAUGGAAGUUCUUUGUCUAAUUAUUAUCAUAAACUUAAUGCCUUGUGGAGACAAUUUGAUUCUCUUGUUAAAUUACCUACUUGCACUUGUAAUGCUGCAAAAAGCAUACAAGAUCAUCAUCAGUUGAUAAAGCUUAUGCAAUUUCUCAUAGGCUUGGAUGAGGUUUAUUUACCCAUCAGAAGCACCAUUCUAACCAGGGAUCCUCUUCCUAAUGUCAAAACUGCUUUUGCCAUCUUAUCUAGGGAAGAAUCUCACAGGGGUACCCUUGCAGACUUUCAAAUAAAACACCAGAAUUCUGUUUUUGUAGCAAAAACCUUUGAUAACAGAAAGAAACACCUUGAAAAUAAGUUUUCUGAAAACAGACCUUUUGAACCAAGGAGACCAUUUGAAAAUAAGUUUUCUGAAAAUAAAUUUUUUGAACCAAGAAGGGGACCUAAUAUGAAUCUUAAAUGCUUCAAGUGUAACAGGUUUGGUCACACCAUUAAAAGGUGUUAUGAAGUUAUUGGUCAGUCUCAUGGUUAUAACAACUCCUUCAGACCAAGUGGUGGUUUUAGGAGAAAUUCUUAUCAAAACUUUAACAAAAAUCUGUCUAGCAAUCCUGUGGUUGCUUCUGAAUCACUAAACUUUGGUGUAUCUUCUUCUCUCUGUUCUAAUUCUAGUUCUGGAAAUUCUGGUGCUUUAUCCAUGCCUUUCACCAAUGAUCAACUCAAUAUUCUGAUGAAAAUGAUUAGUGAGAAUUCCGUUCCUAAAUCUCCCCAAACCAACAUGGGAGGUACCUUUUUUAACUCAAAUUCCUUUUUCAACAAAAAUUUUGACAUCUUUUUCUGCUCUAAUCACUCUGGACAGCAAGCUAAACAAAUUAAGGGUUGGAUUAAUGAUUCUGGUGCUACCCAGCACAUGACAAAUUCUGAAAGAAAUAUGUUUGAUGUUGUUGAUGUGUCUGAUCUUGGUUUAACAGUAGGUCACCCAAAUGGAACACAAGCUAAGGUUGUUAAAAUUGGAAACUUAAAACUGACCAGAAAUAUAAUUUUAUAUGGUGUGCUUGUUGUGUCAGAGUAUUGUGUUAGUCUUCUAUCUGUUCAUUGUUUGGCUAGAGAUAACAAAUUUUUCAUAGGUUUUGAUGAAAAUCAUUGUUACAUUCAGGACUUGAGAACAAGAAUAACCUUGGGGAUUGGUAAUGAGUAUGAUGGUCUUUACUUGUUUGAUGAAUGUGAUAGUGGUAAGACCAAUUCUGUGUGUCUUAAUACUAGUCUUAUUUGCAAUAUUUCUAAGCAUACUUGGCACUCUAGACUUGGUCACCCAGCAGACCAUGUGCUCACUCUUUUAAAGGAUAGAUUAAAACUUGAUAACACUUCUAUUAACUCUCCAUGUGAAGUCUGCCAUAAGGCAAAACAAACAAGGAAACCCUUUCCCUUAAGUGAGCACAAAACCACUGCUGUUGGUGACUUUGUCCAUCUUGACCUUUGGGGACCUUAUAGAAUACAAAGUAGGGAAGGUUACAAGUACUUCCUUACUGUUGUUGAUGACUAUUCAAGGGUUGUGUGGAUUUUUUUGUUAAAAGGAAAGGAAGAAAUCUUUGAAAGUAUUGUAAGUUUCUACAAUCUGUUGCAAACUCAAUUUGAUAAGAAAGUAAAAAUUUUUAGAAGUGACAAUGGGAGUGAGUUCAUCAAUCAAAAGAUGAGUUAUUUUACUAGAGAAAAAGGUAUUGUUCAUCAAACUUCUUGUGUCUACACCCCACAGUAG